Messenger RNA from Nothoprocta perdicaria, 2872 nucleotides. RefSeq names its product chondroitin polymerizing factor (gene CHPF). The coding region runs from base 25 to 2007 and encodes 660 amino acids. NCBI's taxonomy places the organism in Eukaryota, Metazoa, Chordata, Aves, Tinamiformes, Tinamidae. Gene Ontology annotation, molecular function: glucuronosyl-N-acetylgalactosaminyl-proteoglycan 4-beta-N-acetylgalactosaminyltransferase activity. Gene Ontology annotation, cellular component: Golgi cisterna membrane. The transcript is spliced from 3 exons. The record is from RefSeq and is a predicted model, not a curated record.
CGCUACAUCAGCACGGAGCUGGGCAUGCGGCAGCGGCUGCUGGUGGGCGUGCUGACCUCCAAGAGCUCGCUCAACACGCUGGCCGUGGCCGUGAACCGCACGCUGGCGCACCGCCUGGAGCGCCUGCUCUACUUCACGGGCACGCGGGGCCGCAAGGUGCCCCACGGCAUGACCGUGGUGACGCACAGCGACGAGCGGCCCAUCUGGAACAUGUACCAGACCGUCAAGUACCUGCUGGACCAUUACGUGAGCGACUUCGACUGGUUCUUCCUGGUGCAGGACGAUACCUACACGGAGGCGCACCGCAUCAGCCGCCUGGUCGCCCACCUCAGCAUCGACACCCAGCUCUACCUGGGCCGCCCCGAGGAGUUCAUCGGCGGGGACACCGAGGGACGCUACUGCUACGGGGGCUUUGGGUACCUGCUGUCCCGCAGCCUCCUGCUGCGCCUGCAGCCGCACCUGGAGAGCUGCCGCAACGACAUCCUCAGCGCCCGGCCCGAUGAGUGGCUGGGCCGCUGCAUCAUCGACUACACAGCCAUCAACUGCGCCGAGGAGCAUGAGGGUCUGCGUUACCAGUACUUCGAGCUAGGGAAGAACACAGAUCCGGAGCGGGAGACUGACCCGCGUUUCCAGAACGCGUUCACUGUGCACCCUGUGUUGGACCCUGUCCAGAUGUACCGGCUGCACAAGCACUUCGCACAAGUGGAGCUGGAGAGGACCUACCAGGAGAUCCAGCAGCUCCAGCUUGAAAUCCAGAACUCCAGCAGCCUGUCCGCGGAUGGGGACCACAGUGCCACGUGGCCCAUUGGCAUUCCUCCCCCUUUCCAGCCCAAAACCCGCUUCGAGGUGCUGCGCUGGGAUUACUUCACGGAGGAGCAGGUGUACGCGUGUGUGGAUGGCUCCCCCAAGUGCGACCUGCACGGCGUGGACCUGGCAGACGUGGCCGAUGUGGUGGCCACUGCCAUGGAGGAGCUGAACCGCAAGUACCAGCCCGUGCUGCACAUCCGCAAGCAGCAGCUGGUGAACGGGUACAGGCGCUUCGACCCCACGCGCGGCAUGGAGUACACGCUGGACCUGCAGGUGGAGGUGGUCACGCAGAAGGGGCACAGCCGCUCCGUGACCAAGCGCGUGCACUUGGUGCGCCCCCUCAGCGAGGUGGAGAUCAUCCCCAUGCCCUAUGUGACCGAGGCCAGCCGCAUCAACGUCAUCCUGCCGCUCACGGCCCACGACCGGGACUACGCUGCCCGCUUCCUGGAAACGUAUGCGGCGGCCGCCUUUGAGAACAGCGAGAACGCCGUGCUCACCUUCCUCUUCAUCUACGACCCCUUCGAGGCCCAGCAGGUGACCCAGAACGACAUCUUCGCCCCAGUGAAAGCCCAGAUCACUGAGUACGAGCGCAAGUAUGCAGAGGUGAAGAUCCCCUGGAUCAGCGUGAAGACAGAUGCGCCUUCCCAAAUCAAGGUCAUGGACAUCAUCUCCAAGAAGCACCCUGUGGACACGCUUUUCUUUGUGGCAGGCGUGGGCACGGAGGUCACCACCGACUUCCUGAACCGCUGCCGCAUGAACACCAUCAACAACUGGCAAGUCUUCUUCCCUAUCCACUUCCAAGGCUACAACCCUGCCAUUGCUUACCACAACCAGGUGCCGCCCGCCACGCUGGACCUGCUGCGGGACGCGGGGCGCUUUGACCGUGACGUUUUCCACGAGGCCUGCUUCUACAACGCCGACUACAUGGCGGCGCGCACCCGCAUGGCGGGCGACGUGCAGGAGAACGAGGACAUCCUGGAGACCCUGGACAUCUAUGAUAUGUUCAUCAAGUACUCCAACUUGCACGUCUUCCGAGCCGUAGAGCCUGCCCUGCUGCAGCGCUAUCGGCACCAGGCCUGCAACCCCCGGCUCAGCGAGGAGAUCUACCACCGCUGCGUGCAGAGCAGCCUGGAGGGCGUCGGGUCUCGUUCCCAGCUGGCCAUGGUGCUUUUUGAGCAGGAGCAGGGCAACAGCACCUGAGCGCGGGCACGGGGGUGCUGGCCCUGCCCAGCCUCCUGCUGCUCUGCUGCCCGGAUCUGCCCCCUGGGCAUGGCUGCAGUGGUCACUGCUGGCUGGUGCCAGAGCCCGCGACUCCCCUGCGCUGGUGCUGCCCAGGUAGAGCUGGGCCUGCCCAGCCUGGGCAGUCUGGCACGUUCCAGAGCAGCUGUGGCCUUGGCAGACCCUCCCGUGAGGUUGGGUUAGGGUUACUGAGCUCAGAGCCGGGACAUGGGGGUUCUCACCCCGGAGCUGCUGCCUCUGUUCCCUCCUGCUCCUGGCUGUGUCGGCUGGCGGGAGGCGCAGAUCUCUUCUGUCCCUUGCUUUGUCUGUGACCUGCGCCAUCCCCAGCCCCCCCAGCCCAAUACACACCGAGCCGGAGGCUCCUGCUGUGGGGCUGCGACUGCCAGGAGUUGCCAGCUGGGGCUUGGGAGCUGCCGUGUUUCCCCCUCGCCCCCUGACACAGGGCUGCAUUUGCUCCUUAGCCUCCUCGCGCUGGGCCCUCUUGGGGUGCUAGGACAGAGAGGAGCAGAGCACUUGGCCCCUGUCCCCGGGGGAGAGGUGUGACCCUGCACCCGCCUGCAGGCUGGAGAAGGGGGAGGAUGGACUGGGGCACGUCCGACCCCAAAAGAGCAAUAAGGAGGUUGGUUUCAGCAUAUGCCACUUGGUAACCAGACAGCAAGCUGAAUCCUCCAGGCUGGUGAGGGGUUCCUGGCCCCAGGAUCCCCCAGGAUCGGCCUGUGCAGGAGGGGAGCCAGGGAUCCUGCUGUGUUCACUUACCACGAGCUGCUCCCCAUGGGAACCAUGACCCAGGCCGUCUCGGCCUUCGUAGUGUCGCUAGGACGUAGGA